AUGGCUUUUCAUCAAGGUGCAGAUGUGCAUUACUUCGUAGAGGAGCCUGGUUUUGGGAGUGGUGCACAAGGUGCCAUUAAUCUAAGAUGUCCUUCAGAACCGGCUCAGCACAUGAACACUGGCCAGUUAGUUUUUACCUACGAAAAGAUCGCGGAGAUCACAAACGGUUUUGCUAGCGAAAACAUAAUAGGGGAGGGGGGAUUUGGGUAUGUUUACAAGGCUUCCAUGCCUGAUGGUAGAGUGGGGGCACUUAAGAUGUUGAAGGCUGGUAGUGGCCAGGGAGAAAGGGAGUUUAGGGCUGAGGUGGACAUCAUCAGCCGAAUCCAUCAUCGGCAUUUGGUGUCAUUGAUUGGUUAUUGCAUAUCUGAACAGCAAAGAGUGCUUAUCUAUGAGUUCGUUCCUAAUGGGAAUCUCAGUCAGCACUUGCAUGGAAGUGAACGGCCAAUUUUGGAUUGGCCAAAGAGGAUGAAGAUAGCAAUUGGCUCUGCAAGGGGCCUGGCAUAUCUCCAUGAUGGCUGCAACCCAAAGAUUAUUCACAGAGAUAUUAAAUCAGCAAACAUACUUUUGGACAAUGCUUAUGAGGCACAGGUUGCAGACUUUGGACUUGCCAGGCUAACCGAUGAUUCGAAUACCCACGUAUCGACUAGGGUGAUGGGGACCUUUGGGUACAUGGCUCCAGAGUAUGCAACAAGUGGAAAAUUAACAGAUAGAUCAGAUGUUUUCUCUUUUGGAGUUGUCCUUCUUGAGCUUAUAACUGGAAGGAAACCUGUUGAUCCAAUGCAGCCCAUAGGAGAGGAGAGUUUGGUUGAGUGGGCUCGUCCACUUCUCCUUCGUGCAGUUGAGACAGGUGACUUUGGUGAACUAGUAGACCCCAGGCUUGAACGGCAAUAUGCGGACACUGAAAUGUUCAGAAUGAUUGAGACAGCUGCAGCAUGUGUUCGUCAUUCUGCUCCAAAACGACCUCGUAUGGUUCAGGUGGCUAGAUCCUUAGAUAGUGGUGAUCAACAAUAUGAUCUAUCUAAUGGGGUGAAAUAUGGUCAGAGCACUAUUUAUGAUUCUGGCCAGUAUAAUGAAGACAUUACGAUAUUCAAAAGGAUGGUUAAUGGCAGCUUUGAUGAUUCUGAGUUUGAUAUGGACAGCACGACGGAUUACCGUUCAACUGUUUCAAGAGAAAUGUCUGGAUCCAGACAUGCAAGGAUGUUAUAUAGUGAAGGUGGUGAUUCAGAUUAUAGAGUUUUCCACGGCCAACGGAGCAAUACGCAGAACAUGUCUUGAGGGAACACACAUGCCAGUGCAGUGCUGUGCAUAGGCAUAUUGGAGUUUAAAGACUUCUGGUUUUAAUCAAACUAAUUUUUGCCCAAACACUUUCUCCUAAAGCCAAAACUAAUUUCACCAAACUCCUCUUUCAGGCCGUUGCAUCAACUUACAAAGCACCAAAGGAAUUUUUGGUUUACCACCAUGAAAGUUGAAAAAUAUAUUGAGACUGUCUUUGUUUGACUUGAGCCAAUCAAAAACAUUAUUUUUCUUUUGUAUGUCUUCAAUUUUUGUUUUGCUUUCUUUCCCCAUUCUUUUUUUUUC
Glycine soja is the source of this 1578-nucleotide messenger RNA. RefSeq names its product proline-rich receptor-like protein kinase PERK12. Gene Ontology annotation, biological process: protein phosphorylation. The transcript is spliced from 7 exons. The coding region runs from base 1 to 1275 and encodes 424 amino acids. Gene Ontology annotation, molecular function: ATP binding; protein kinase activity. NCBI's taxonomy places the organism in Eukaryota, Viridiplantae, Streptophyta, Magnoliopsida, Fabales, Fabaceae. The record is from RefSeq and is a predicted model, not a curated record.